GCUGCCUCCCCUUUUCCCCACCUGUUUCACAACGGUCCUCCCCCUCCCCACCUCUCUCUCCAGACCCCGGCUGGGCGUCCAUCAACCGAGGUGUGUUGGUGUGCGAUGAAUGUUGUAGCGUCCAUCGUAGCUUGGGCCGGCAUAUUUCCAUUGUGAAGCACCUGCGACACAGCCCCUGGUCGGCCACCUUGCUACAGAUGGUGCACACCCUCGCCAGCAAUGGUGCCAACUCCAUCUGGGAACACUCCCUGCUCGAUCCAGCACAAGUGCAGAGCGGACGCCGUAAAGCGAAUCCUCAGGACAAAGUCCACCCCACCAAGUCGGAAUUCAUCCGUGCCAAAUACCAGAUGCUGGCCUUCGUACAUAAGCUGCCGUGUCGGGAUGACGACGGGGUCACUGCCAAGGAUCUCAGCAAGGCGACUGGUGGUCCUCGGAUGUUGCCGUAUCCUGAAAGUGGCACAAUGGCUGAAAAGGUUGAAAAGCCCUGA
Molecule: messenger RNA, 488 nt
Organism: Crotalus tigris (Tiger rattlesnake)
Lineage: Eukaryota; Metazoa; Chordata; Lepidosauria; Squamata; Viperidae
Product: ARF GTPase-activating protein GIT1-like
Exons: 4
Biological process (GO): brain development; regulation of ARF protein signal transduction
Molecular function (GO): GTPase activator activity
Source: RefSeq, a predicted model, not a curated record